This is a messenger RNA of Vitis vinifera (wine grape), 1110 nucleotides long. RefSeq lists its product as uncharacterized. The transcript is spliced from 3 exons. Gene Ontology annotation, cellular component: VCP-NPL4-UFD1 AAA ATPase complex. The record is from RefSeq and is a predicted model, not a curated record. Gene Ontology annotation, molecular function: polyubiquitin modification-dependent protein binding. Bases 240 to 827 code for a protein of 195 amino acids. NCBI's taxonomy places the organism in Eukaryota, Viridiplantae, Streptophyta, Magnoliopsida, Vitales, Vitaceae.
AUCUUUUUUUUUUUUUCUUUUUUUCCUUUUUUAUCUCAAACUUUAGAUGAUGGAAAACUUGCUCUUAGAAGAGGGAGACAUUGUGAAAGUAAAGAAUGUGAGCCUACCAGCUGGAACAUACAUGCAGCUGCAGCCCCAUACUAAGAACUUCUUAGACAUCACCAACCCAAGAGCCAUGUGAGUCAACUGUUUUGGAGUUUCUUUCGCCAUUGUCAGAGCAGCUUGAUGUUUUUCUUUUUAUGUUUCUUUUACUUCUUCAUGUUACUUGCUGGUUGGAGACUAAAUUGAGGAGCUUCUCUUGUUUAACUACUGGUGACACCAUAGUGAUUGAUUAUAGCAAUAAGAAGUUUUACAUUGAUAUAGUAGACACCAAACCCUCUGCUGCGGUAUGUAUUAUUGACACAGACUGUGAGGUGGACUUUGCUCCUCCUCUUGAUUAUGAAGAAGCCGACGAACCAAAACCAUCUAACCUCUCUAGCAAGACAGAAUCUAGAGAGUCAAGUGAGACACAGUCAGAAGAGCUUGCCACAAAACUAAUUAAAUUCAAGCCAUUCACUGGUUCAGCAAGACGGUUGGAUGGGAAGCCUAUAUCAGAAUCAGUGGCAGUAGUUUCUUCCUCUCCCAUGCCCCAGCAACCAGAAGACACUGAUGGAACCAAUGGUCCCACGUCAUCCAGCUCUACUACAUUUCAGCGGUCUAGAAAGGUUGUGUUUGGCUCAAAGGAAACAUCAGAAGCUGCCCCAGUGGCCAGUCAAAAGCACCCUCAGGAAGUGGAAAAACCAAAGUUCCAAGCAUUCACUGGGAAGAAGUAUACACUGCAAGACUGAUCAUGAAGGUUAUACUUUUUUUCAAUUGGCUAAGGGAGAACAUAAUCCAAUAUUCUCUACCUCUAUUCAUUCUUUUUGUUCACCAUAUGUUACCAUUUACCCAAAAUUUGAAAUUAGCAUGAGCAGGAGGCAGGGCUUGAUACCCACAUUGAGCAUACUGCAUCAUGCAGUAAACUAAAUGCAAGUUCCACGGAUAGGACUUACGUAUCAUGUCUUCUUGUGCCCUCUGAGCUUUCAACAUUCCUAAGCUCGUUUUAAUGGAGUUUUUCAUUUUUCUUUUUCA